Molecule: messenger RNA, 663 nt
Organism: Parnassius mnemosyne (clouded apollo)
Lineage: Eukaryota; Metazoa; Arthropoda; Insecta; Lepidoptera; Papilionidae
Source: the annotation of a GenBank genome assembly
AUGAGUUGGGAACAAAGCCGUGAACGCACUUGCGAGAAACUGGAGAUCAAUGAGGCUGUCGGGAAACUGCUGCAAUCUUUCAAUUAUGACACUAUCGUACCGCAACCGGCAAAAGGUGGUGGAUGCAUGCGCCGGGAGCACGUGAAACGUCCAAUGAACGCGUUCAUGGUGUUUGCACAAGCAAUGCGGCGUCGGCUCUCCGAGCAGCGGCCAUCGUUGCAUAACGCAGAAUUAAGCAAGUCACUAGGAUCCAUGUGGAAAAGUUUAAGUGAAGAAGAGAAACUACCAUUCGUGAAAGAAGCGGAGAAGUUACGAACACAACACAAAAGGGAAUACCCCGAUUACAAAUACCAACCUCGACGUCGCAAACCACCCCCCAAUACGUCAGCGACGGCAAGACUCAAGAGGGAACCUUCUCCUGAACGAGCCCAGAUAGACUUUUCGCGGAUAGAAGUUGAUGGAGCUCUAUUGGCGGACGGGCCACCAGAUGGUGCUGAAUUGGAUCAAUAUCUAAAACCAACCACAAUACCAGACUAUCACGAAAUGCAGCCCCGUUAUCCUACUCAUAGCCUUACGCAUCACGCACCUGCUCUCUAUCCUCCGGUGCCAUCGCAUUUGCAUCCACCUUGCGCAGAAUGGCAACACUACGCGGGACAUCCUUAA